Molecule: messenger RNA, 660 nt
Organism: Chaetomium fimeti
Lineage: Eukaryota; Fungi; Ascomycota; Sordariomycetes; Sordariales; Chaetomiaceae
Exons: 1
Coding region: 1-660 (219 amino acids)
Source: RefSeq, a predicted model, not a curated record
AUGCCGUCGCAAACCGACACCGCCGCGCCCACGGGCACUACUUCAGCGAAGCGAUUUGAGCUUCCCGCUCUGGAUCUCAAGUUCGGCUCUCUGACGGACGGUACCAACAUCCCCCCGCCACUCCCAUCGCCGAUACAGGAGGAAGCCGCUCCGACACCACCAGACACGCCAAACGGUGCGCAGGCGACGCAGGGAGCGAAGGACGCCGCCAAUGGGAAGUCGAACACCGUAUCACCCAAUUCCCAGCCAUCGAGCAUCAUAACCGCGGGCAUCAAACGACGCGCCGAAGAUGGCCCUGCUUCCCCCACCUUGUCGAACCGUCCCGGGAGUAUCCGCCGUCUUUUCAGCCGGAAUCUCUUGAAUACGGCCUACAGCAACGUGAACGAAAAUGGCCAGGACGGACGGCCCCAGAGCCGCAGCGGCUCCAGCGUGGCGGACUCGCGGAAAGCAAAGCGAUCUAGCGGCUGGUUCGGCCGGUUACGGAACACUGAACCCGCUCCCAGCAGCGCCGUAACGCCUCUUUCGCCGCCCGUCACGGACGAAAAGAAACCGACGGGCCCACCGCCGCCCAUGAUCCCCGAGCUGAACGAGCUGAACACGAAGCUGGGCAUCCAAGCCGACAAUACCUUCGGGGGCGACUUCUUCAAGAAUAUAAAAUAA